Molecule: messenger RNA, 2960 nt
Organism: Elephantulus edwardii (Cape elephant shrew)
Lineage: Eukaryota; Metazoa; Chordata; Mammalia; Macroscelidea; Macroscelididae
Gene: CA10
Product: carbonic anhydrase X
Exons: 9
Coding region: 672-1658 (328 amino acids)
Molecular function (GO): zinc ion binding; carbonate dehydratase activity
Source: RefSeq, a predicted model, not a curated record
GCGGAGCAGGGAGGGUCGGCGGAGCGGAGCGCCGGCCCAGGCGGGCGCGGGCACUAAUCCCUGCCUCUCUCUCUGUCUCCCGGUGUCUUUGCUCCGCCCCUGCCCCCCGGACGCAGGAGGAGAACGACCCCAGCGCGGAGCGGCCACCCGGUGACCAUGCCCCGGUGAGGGGGUCGGACUUCGAGGGCAAGUCGGCGCGGACUACUGGGGGCAUAGCCGGCGAGCGGCCGGGGGCCCGGAACUGCACGGCGAGGCCCGGCGGGGGGCUGUCGUCUAUGUCUUCUUGGGGCGCACGGAGGAUCGGGGUCUCACUUGUGCCGGAAGAGCCCAGCGCCGGUGGCUUCAGGUGGCUGCCGCCGCCGCCGCUGCUGGUGCUGUUCCCAGCGCUCGGGAGAAGAGCCGAGACGGGCGAGCGGGGAGACCUCCAGGGCGGCGAGGCAUCGGACAUGUGUCAGCACAUCUGGGGCGCACAGCCGUCCAGCCCGAGGGGAGAUUUGCCGGAACAAUUCAAACUGCGCUAUUGAUCUUGGGGGUGACUGUCCCCGGCCGCCGGCUGUCGGGUGGGCGUGCGAGUGUGCGCUCGGGAGUGUGUGUAUGUGUGUGCCGUGUGGGGCUCCCCCCUUCCCCCCUGUUUUCCCGUCGAGUGAUGCACUUGGAAUGAGAAUCAGAGGAUGGAAAUAGUCUGGGAGGUGCUUUUUCUUCUUCAAGCCAAUUUCAUCGUCUGCAUAUCAGCUCAACAGAAUUCACCAAAAAUCCAUGAAGGCUGGUGGGCAUACAAGGAGGUGGUUCAGGGAAGUUUUGUUCCAGUUCCUUCUUUCUGGGGAUUGGUGAACUCAGCUUGGAAUCUCUGCUCUGUGGGGAAACGGCAGUCCCCAGUCAACAUCGAGACCAGUCACAUGAUCUUCGACCCCUUUCUGAUGCCCCUUCGCAUCAACACCGGAGGAAGGAAGGUCAGUGGGACGAUGUACAACACUGGAAGACAUGUGUCCCUCCGCCUGGACAAGGAGCACUUAGUCAACAUAUCAGGAGGUCCCAUGACAUACAGCCACCGGCUGGAAGAGAUCCGGCUACACUUUGGGAGCGAGGACAGCCAAGGUUCGGAGCACCUCCUCAAUGGACAGGCCUUCUCCGGGGAGGUGCAGCUCAUCCACUAUAACCAUGAGUUAUAUACAAAUGUCACAGAAGCUGCAAAGAGUCCAAACGGAUUGGUGGUAGUUUCUAUAUUUAUAAAAGUUUCUGAUUCAUCAAACCCAUUUCUUAAUCGAAUGCUCAACAGAGAUACUAUCACAAGAAUAACAUAUAAAAAUGAUGCAUAUUUACUACAGGGACUUAAUAUAGAGGAACUCUAUCCAGAAACCUCUAGUUUCAUUACAUAUGAUGGGUCGAUGACUAUCCCACCCUGCUACGAGACAGCCAGUUGGAUAAUAAUGAACAAACCUGUUUAUAUAACCAGGAUGCAGAUGCAUUCCUUACGCCUGCUCAGUCAGAACCAGCCAUCUCAGAUCUUCCUGAGCAUGAGUGACAACUUCAGGCCGGUCCAGCCACUUAACAACCGCUGCAUCCGCACCAACAUCAACUUCAGUUUACAAGGAAAGGACUGUCCAAACAACCGGGCCCAGAAGCUGCAGUAUCGAGUAAAUGAAUGGCUCCUCAAGUAAAGAACAAGGCCACGAAGAAUCACGCCUCAGUGAAAUGCUACAACUGUGAAUCGACGUAACCUAGAAUGCCCCCCUUUUCUCUCUCUCCUUCCCUCUGCCAAGCCUCAUUCACUCUUGGGAUUGGCCCUUUCUUCAUGGAAGUGGCUGUAAAACCAUAGCUGAGAAACAGAUCUCCUACAUACACACACACACGCACAUACACACAUACAUGCACUCAGACAUACCCACAUGCAUAUGUUUACACAGAGGUAAACAUAGCUACAUACUCCCACAACCUCCAUGCAGGAAAAGUCCAGUUUCAAAAACAAAAGAUUCGUUCAUAUGAGGUCUGAGAAGAAAACAACUUCAGUUAACCUGAUUGCAAUUUUAAUACUGUUUUCCUGAACUAAUAAAUGUACCUAAUGAGACUUUUUCAGCCUUUGUACAUACACAAAUCUUCCAAGAGUGAGAGGGGAGAAAACACAGCCUUGACAGCAUCAAGAGAACUCUGUUUUCAGCAUCUAAUAAUCUCAGAUGGUGUCCUAGGAUCCUCAUAGGGUGCUGGUGACAGGCAAAACUAGGACAAAGACAACCAAGGACACUUAUUUCUAGAUUAUGAUUCUUCUGUUUACUCAACAAUUUACAAAAAAAAACAAAAAAAGGACAGACAUCGACGAGAUACACAUUGUAUAUAUCUAUCACCGCAGACUAUAAAGAAAUGGAAUUAUUUCCCUCUUUGUCACAUAUCUGUAGUAGGAUUUGCCAAGAUCAGAAUUGAUCCAUUUGCUGUUUCUUGUUUUCCAGAGGUCAUACAUUGUGUUUGGUUAUUGUUAACAGCUCAAUAAAUGUGUUUAACAAGUUCAUUUCCCUUUUCUUGGCUUUGGUCUGUUCUUUGCAGGCGAAGCUCUGGCUCCAUGCCACCGCAUUCCUAUGAUUUCACCUGUUCUUCCAUCCUCAUAUAUGGUUUCAUUUGAAGCCAGUUCUUAACAGUUUGUGGCAAUCAGGAAUGCAUUUGCUAAGCAAGUAUCCCUUUAAUUCCACUCCAUGGCUCGAUCAUUCAUACAAGGUGAGCUUCGGCCUGAGACCGCAGGCUACAGAUUUCUUGCGUUUUUUUGAAACUGCCAUCCCCCUCCCUUUGUGAUGCUCCCUUGAAGGAAUGCACUUUGCCUUGUAAAUUCCUGGGAAAGGGGUGUCUUUUCUCUCCGGGUGCGGUGAGAUCUCACAAAGUACAAACGAAUGCCUUUCUUUUCUUGUUUAUAAUGGUCACUCACUGUGUUUGGUUACUGUCAAGAAAUCAAUAAAUGUGUUUAACAAGUUACCCAG